AUCUCUCUCAAGUCUGAAUUCAUACGUCUCGGUGUCGCACUCUCUCUCUCUUCAGCAGAAAGCAGUGGAGUCUGCUCAGAGCUUUUAGAGAGAGAAAUCUCUCUCUCUCUCUCUCUCUCUCUAAACCUGCAUGAAAUAUGGUAUAACUCAUUUCCAUGGACUACGCCAAUUGGACUCAAACCCCACAGAAUCCACCACAAAACCCUAUCGCUCUUCCAAAUGAGCCAUGUUCUCAUUAUAUCCACACUACCCAUUAUCUCUCCUCUCACUACCCUCACCAUUCCCCAAACCCUAACCCUAACCCUAACCCUAACCCUAACCCUAGUAUACCAAUUGACCCAAACCCUAGCCCUAGUCUACACCAAUUGAACUCCAGUGUGAAUUAUGCUCAGCAUCAGACUGUUGAUGCCGGCACGGUGGUGGUACCGUCCUCAGAUUAUCAGGACCCAACUGCCAUCGCUUCUCUGCAGAAUUGGGCGCUUGAGGAGGUGAUUCUUCGGCAAUAUGGGGCGAAUACUUACGCGACUCAGGGUGUGACAAUACCUACAGCUGGGACAGAGCAGUUAGUGGCUGCGCAUCAGAACUACACACUCUGGACAAAUACAAUCGUUCAGCCUCAGAGAAUUGGCCCUUGGAAGAGGGGACCGAAGAAAACAAAGCUUGUACAAUCUUCAUGGUGUGAGGUUUGCAAGAUAGAUUGCAACAGUCAAGCUGUUCUUGAGCAGCAUAAAUUGGGAAAGAAACACAAACACAACAUGGAGAAGCUGAAAGAAGCAAUUGCACCUACACCUGGUGCAUUGGCAGCGUCAAAAAAUCCAGCUAUCGGCCCCCAAGAAAACCCCUAUAAUGGAAAAGCCGUUGGUAGCCAGAAAACAAAGGCGCCAGCUGAGCCGGAGGAUUUAGAGACAAAGAGAAGGAAGGUUUUGGAAGGUGGGGCGGCAGCCUAUGCCGUGAGGACUUGCAUGUUAUGUAAUGUGGUCUGCAAUAGCGAAACUGUAUUUAGAUAUCAUCUUGGAGGACAGAAGCAUGUAUCCAUGAUGAAGAAACAAGCAGCCGGAACAGGACUGCCUACGGCCACCUAAAGAUUAAGUGAAGUGUAGAAAGAAAGAAAAAAUUUAAUGUAAGAGUGGUAAUUUUCUUUUUCA
Molecule: messenger RNA, 1145 nt
Organism: Cornus florida
Lineage: Eukaryota; Viridiplantae; Streptophyta; Magnoliopsida; Cornales; Cornaceae
Exons: 2
Coding region: 156-1082 (308 amino acids)
Molecular function (GO): nucleic acid binding; zinc ion binding
Source: RefSeq, a predicted model, not a curated record